UGUGCCGUGGGAUGGAUGGAGUUUCAUUUCGGUGACUGUUGUUAGCUAAGUCAAAGACUGCAAACGCCGAAAUAGUGGCCCCAUUCGUCUCAUUAAGAAGCACAUCGGGAGAAUAAGCCCGGUCAAUAUGGCAGAUAACAUUAUUAUCCGAGUCCAGUCUCCAGAUGGAAUGAAGAAGAUCGCCUCCACCAAGAGAGAGACAGCAGCAGCUUUUCUCAAGAAGGUGGGCAAAGAGUUUGGCUUUAAUUCCAAUGGUUUCUCCAUAUACCUGAAUCGCAACAAGACUGGGGAGAUCCUAUCCCAAAACAAAGCCCUCAGUCUCCUCAAGAUCAAACAUGGCGACAUGCUGUUCCUCUACCCCUCGUCCUCCCCGGGUACGUCCAGCGAGGUGAUGGACGUGGCCACGCCGCACUCUUCCUCCUCCCUCCCCUCCACGUCGGCAUCGUCAUCCUCCUCAUCCUCAUCCACCUUCUCAUCCUCCUUCUCAUCCUCCUUCUCGUCCAUGUCGCGUUCGCACUCGUCGUCGCAGUUCCCCGAGGACGAAAUCGACCAGUUCUUGGCCAAACAGGAGGGGAAGAUCUACCGCAACAGAGACCCACAGCUCUGUCGGCACGGUUCAAUGGGCAAAUGUGUGCACUGCGUACCACUAGAGCCUUUUGAUGAGGACUACCUGAAUCACCUGGACCCGCCGGUCAAGCACAUGUCAUUCCACGCCUACAUCCGCAAGCUCACUGGAGGCGCUGACAAGGGCAAAUUUGUGGCGCUGGAGAACAUAAGCUGUAAGAUUAAGUCAGGCUGCGAGGGGCACCCGCCCUGGCCCGAGGGUAUCUGCACUAAAUGCCAGCCCAGUGCCAUCACGCUCAACAGACAAAAAUACAGACAUGUGGACAACAUCAUGUUUGAGAACCACACCAUCGCCGACCGCUUCCUGGACUACUGGAGGAAGACGGGCAGCCAGCGCAUGGGCUACCUGUACGGCAGGUACACGGAGCACAAGGACAUCCCGCUGGGCAUCCGCGCCGAGGUGGCCGCCAUCUACGAGCCCCCACAGAUGGCCACCCAGAACAGCCUGGAGCUGAUGGAGGACCCCAAAGCUGCUGCCGUGGAGGAGAUCGCCGCCAAGCUGGGCCUUCGCAAGGUGGGCUGGAUCUUCACAGACCUCCUGUCUGAGGACACUAGAAAGGGCACAGUACGCUACACCAGGAAUAAAGACUCAUACUUCCUGAGUGCUGAGGAGUGCAUCACAGCCGGAAACUUCCAGAACCAGCAACCCAACGCCUGCCGCCUCUCCCCCGACGGCCAUUUUGGCUCCAAGUUUGUCACAGUAGUAGCCACAGGGGGCCCAGAUAACCAGGUGCACUUUGAGGGCUACCAGACGUCCAACCAGUGCCAGGCUCUGGUACGCGACGAGUGCCUACUGCCCUGCCGAGACGCGCCCGAGCUCGGCUACGCCAAAGAGUCCAGCACCGAGCAGUACGUGCCUGACGUCUUCUAUAAGGACAAAGACAAGUUUGGCAACGACAUCACAUAUUUAGCCCGUCCCUUACCUGUGGAGUACCUGAUCAUAGACAUCACCACCACCUUCCCCAAGGACCCACAGUACACGUUCUCCUCCACACAUCGCUUCCCCAGGGAGAACCGAGAAGCCUUGGGAGAGACACAGGACUUCCACAGUUUGGCGACAUACCUCUCCCAGUGCUCUGCCUCGUCAUUCUUGGACAUCAUCUCCGAUUUCCACCUUCUUCUUUUCCUGGUGACUAACGAAGUUAUGCCCUUACGGGACAGCAUCGGUCUCCUGCUGGACGCUGUGAAGACCUCCAACGAGGAGCUGGCACUGACAUGGAAGAAGUCCGAACAGUGGGCCACCAUCGAGCAGCUCUGUAGCACUGUGGGCGGGCAGCAAGCGGAGUCUCUGAGCGACUACGCCAUGGGCGGUCCGUCGGCGCCCGCCUCGUCCUCGUCCAUGUGGUCGUGCCUGCACUGCACCUUCAUGAACCAGCCGGGCACCGAGCUGUGCGAGAUGUGCAGCCUGCCCCGCAGUUAGGCCUCCCCGCCACCAGGGGGGAGGGCACCGGCAUCCCGUCCUCGCCACGACCGUCGACUGCGUCGGCGCCUGGGAUCAGGCGCCAGAUUGGGCCGCUUCCUCCAUCUCUCUCCCUCUCUUCCUCCCUCAGUCUCGCUCUCUUUCUCUCUCCCUCUCUCUCUAUCCCCCUCUUUCUCGCUUUCUCUUUCCCCCCUUUUCCCACUCUCUGCCUCUCGCCCCUGGUCCCCACCUUCCCCCAUAACUCCCUCCCUUUGCCCUCUUCACAGCCACACAUACACCCCCCCCCCCAUCUCACGGACAGCGUUGAGGGGUGCGUGGCAACUGCGGCAAUAUCCAGUCCAGACGGCCAACGGGGGCAACAAGCAGCGUCACUGUGCAGUGUUUGAUCACUUCAACAACAACAACGACAUAAAAACAAAACAAAAACAAAUGAUUGUGUAUGCGUAGCUCUUGCAGUUCAGCAGGGAUGUUUUUAGGUAAAGCACCUUGAUGAGGCUCUCUCGCUAACCCCCCUAGUCCCACAUUACCUACCCCCAACCAACCCCACCCUUGCUCUUUUGAGCAUCAGAACAUCAAGACCCUCCUGAAUCUGGACUAUGACUCAAAUCGGUCCAAUCUCUAGCUCUCCCCCGACCUUGAAAAUUGAUUUGUGUACAUAUGAGUUUCAGGAAUGACACUGUUAAUUUAACUUGAUGCGACGCUUUCUUUUUUUUUUUCGUGUCAUUUGUUUUCGCUUUCCUUUCCUUCUUGUACGGUGUAAUAGUUACAUGCGAGAUAUUGAAACCUGUACUUCAUUUUUUUUCUUAGUGAUCUUGCAGUGGGAUUCUGGACUUGAAGGAGAAUUGUUUUUUUGUUUUGUCCCCCCCCCCCACACACCAUAUGAACCACACAGAAAUGAGAUGCAUUCUUGUAACAGUUCCACUCGGGCCGCACUGAGUAUCAUCCUCAACCCAACCCAACUCCCAAACCUUCACCCUCAACCCAACCUGCCAGCAACCCAGCUUUGCUGUACCGCGUACAAAUGGGUCCCAUUUGGGCCAUGGUUCCUUUUAUCCUAAUGGACUACAAUUGGAAUAGACUAAAGUUAACCAUUUCAAACAUCCUUGUGGAUGUUGAACCGUCACUUUUACUGGUUGAUGACCAUUUUUGAUUCUGGUUUCACCAGGCUUUGGUUUGUCAAUUUUGGGAUUUUUUUGGCACUUUUUUGGGACCACAAAGGCUUUUGGUACAGAAUUUGAUCUUUGGCAUUACUCCUCUGACUUCUGAAAUACAGAGAGAGAGAGAGAGAGAGAGAUAGAGAGAGAGAGAGAGCGAGGUUAGUGCAUUGGCUCUCAGAGGAGAUAAAGCAAGGUUAGAAAUCAUCAUUGUCCAAAUAGCGGUCACACAGGAAAUUCAUUAUAACGCAGCUGAGCCUAAAACGUCUUGGGUAGAAUUUUUGAAAGAUGAGGUGGACCUGCUUUUUGAUACAACUUGCAGUAUGGUAUAAAGCAUGAUACUUUGCCUGUAUAAUUUGGAUUAAUUGUAGAGGUUGGUGGACCCACUUUCUUAUACCUUUGGAACGGAAGCGAUUUGCAUUCUAAAGUUGCCCUUCUCUUUUUGGUUGGAACCUGUCCUAUUCAAGACAAUAUUUCCCCCCUUAUAACUGACUUGGCUCACUCUCGCUUUCCCCUAUCCACAAAUUCUGACUUCUUUCCCCUCCCUCUCAUUAUCUCCCCCUCUUUUCCGAGCCCCAAUCAAUCUGAAGAGGGAGCGUGCGUGCGUGAGUGUGUGUGCGGUGAGGGAUUUUGGGAGAAUGUGCUUCCAUUUCACCGUUUGGCCUCUACGGAACCGGCAUUAGUAUGCCCUCAGGGAGAGGUCAGAAAUAUCAUCCUCUCUCUAGUCGGAGGUGGGCGAGGGGCUGGGAAGAAGGGAUAGAGGAAGUGGAGGACAGUUUAGGCAGUUUUUCUUCUUCCUUAACUCCCCAUCUAAGGAAGAGCAACAACAGAACACCUCCAAAAACUUCAUUCCAGCACUAUACUAGUGUGAAAUGUCCAUACCCACUAAAAAAAAGUGUUCUUGGACUGCUUUUUGAAGCACUUGAAAAAAAAAUAUAUGAAAAAUGAAUACAUGUACUCUAAUGAAUAAAAAAAAAGGAGAAAGAAAAUCAAGAGAGGCUGCUGUAUUUUCCUCUCAGACAAAAACUUCGGUCAUCCACUGAUGUUGUUUUACACAUCUGCAGUCCGCUGCGCAUAUAGGGUACGUCUAGGGAAGGAGAAGUCUUUUGGAUGAGAUUCUCCAUGGCUGCUCCUCGAACACUCUCAUCUGUUCCUCCUUGGCAUAACACUUGUGUGUUCAGAAAAGCUUACCCCUUCUGUUCUAUUUAUUUUCAAGGGAGUGAGAGUAAUGGACGGGUGUCAGGGGGGGACCAUGGCUUCUAAGUUAUGCUCUAUUUAUGAUUUAUGAAUUCUGCAUUUAACUUAAGUGCUUGGGAGUAAUUCUGGUGCAGAGCAAGCAAAAAUUAUUAUUUUUUUUCUUUCCUGCUAUUGAGAAAAGGUUAAUCUGUUGAACAUUUCACCCCCUCACUCAACCAGCCUCCCUCCAUUCCUGAGGAGAAGAUGCUGUGCCCCCCCCCCCCCCCCCUCCCUCCCCAAAGUGAAAUUCAAGCUGACUGCACUGCUUACUGACCCAGAGCGGAAGGACACCCUUACAAUUGUAUGCUGUAGGUUGGGUUGGCGUUUUCAGAAAUACCAAUUAAACAAUAAAAAUGGAUACCUUUCAAAGGA
Sardina pilchardus (European sardine) is the source of this 4806-nucleotide messenger RNA. It is a transcript of the gene nploc4, whose product is annotated as NPL4 homolog, ubiquitin recognition factor. NCBI's taxonomy places the organism in Eukaryota, Metazoa, Chordata, Actinopteri, Clupeiformes, Clupeidae. The transcript is spliced from 17 exons. The coding region runs from base 128 to 2044 and encodes 638 amino acids. Gene Ontology annotation, molecular function: ubiquitin protein ligase binding; ubiquitin binding. The record is from RefSeq and is a predicted model, not a curated record. Gene Ontology annotation, cellular component: nucleus. Gene Ontology annotation, biological process: ubiquitin-dependent protein catabolic process.